CCGUCGCUCCCUCACUCGAAAUUCGCUCGCGCCCAGUUUAAGGGCAGGACUGAACCACUUCAUAUUAAUAAAAGGGCUCACUGGAUGUUUUCUUUUUCCCAAAAACGUGAAAAGAGAUAGAAACCGUUAGUUUUUGAGUACAUUGUAGAGAAACUAUUCUAUUAAGAAUAAUAGGCUCAUAAUUCAAUAUAGAAAAAAGCUUAGAACUUAAUGUUCUAAUCAUUUUUAGGGCCAGUCACAGGCCCUUAAAACCCCCCACAUGAUCAUUUUGUCUGAUGAUCAUCAAAUAAUGAUUUUAUCCACAGCUGGUUAACAGGUAGGAUUAAUGAGUUGAAAUCAUAUCUCAUAAUCAUCUGAUUACAGAAACAGCAAUAUAUGCAAAUUAGAACAACUAUAUAGUGAAUUUGGCUGCAGUAUAGUCCCAGAGACCCCUCCACUUUCUAUUCUUGCUAUUCUUUACAAACAAGGAAAGCUAGUUUUGCUGUAUAAUUGUGAAAAAAAUAGUCAGUAAAAAAGGACAACAUUAACCAGUAAGUUAUCAAUUAAGUAAAGCAUUAAGUAAAUAAUUUAAAUGAUUGACAGUAAAUACAGGUACUUAUAUACAUUUAAUAAGUAAGUAUUUUCAUGCUUCAGAGUUAUAAGCUACUUGGAGAGAGACAGACUUACGAUCCAGAAAGGAUUGAUUCCCACCACUGCGUCCUGGGCUCUGAAGAACUCACUUAUUAAAAUAAUUAAUUCUAUAAUAUCCCCCAAGACUGUAAGAAUAAGGCCAGAUUUUGACUUAUAAAUGGCUCUUUUUGCAUGUCUUCUUUUUAACUGCUGAGCUAAUAACUUCUCCGGUUUGUAACCCAGCUUGAAAUGACUCAGAAUAUUGGACUCUACAGGAAUCCGGCACUCAAAAGCAGAUGAAUUAUGAGCCAUUCAGCUUCCAUAUCUGUGCACUAUGUAUGUUCCUCAUGUCACAGGACAUGAAUCAUAAGACGCAGUUUCACUCUGUGAGCGGUGUGUUCGAGGUUCACCAUCAGAGCAAACACCUACAGUGGAAAGAAUACUGGGAACACUGGUAAUGCUGGGAUCGAGGGAUAGUGGGGUACUGGAAAACUGGAAUACUGCCACUCAGCUUGCUGCUGAAUUUACACUGGAACAGGAGCAACGGUAAAGUGAAAAUAACUUUAGGGGAAGUUGCUCAGCUGAGUUCAGCUGUCAUUGUUCUGCCUGCUGCGUUUUCAGAUUCACCAGCGACAAAAUGUCUGGCAGAUCAGAUGAGGAUCUCUCCUGUCCUGUCUGCCAGGAGAUCUUUAAAGAUCCUGUUGUCCUGUCAUGUAGCCACAGCUUCUGUAAAGACUGUCUCCAGAGAUGGUGGAGAGAGAAACUAAUAAAGGAGUGUCCAGUUUGUAAGAGAAAAUCAUCUAAGAGUGAACCACCCUGUAACUUGGCUUUAAAGAAUCUGUGUGAGUCCUUCUCACUGGAGAGAGAUCAGAGAGCUUCACCAGGGUCUGAGCCUCUCUGCAGUCUGCACUCUGAGAAACUGAAGCUCUUCUGUCUGGACCAUCAGCAGCCAGUGUGUCUCAUCUGCAGAGAUUCAAAAACACACAACAACCACAGAUUCAGACCCAUUCAUGACUUUGCACAGGAUCACAGAGAGGAGAUUCAGAAAUCCCUGAAGACUUUACAAGAGAAACUGAAGCUCUUUGAACAAGUUAAAGGAAACUGUGAUCAAACAGCAGAACACAUUAAGGUCCAGGUCCGACACACAGAGAGGCAGAUUAAGGAGCAGUUUAAGAAGCUUCACCAGUUUCUACAAGAGGAAGAGGAGGCCAGGAUCACUGCUCUGAGGGAGGAAGAGGAGUUGAAGAGUCAGAUGAUGAAGGAGAAGAUUGAGGCUCUGAGCAGAGAGAUAGCAGCUCUUUCACACACAAUCAGGGCCACAGAGGAGGAGCUGAGAGCUGAAGAAGUCUCAUUCCUGCUCAACUACAAGGCUGCAGUGAAAAGAGUCCAGCAGGCACCCCUGCUGGAGGAUCCACAGCUGGUCUCAGGAGCUCUGAUAGAUGUGGCCAAACACCUGGGCAACCUGACCUUCAACAUCUGGAACAAGAUGAAGGCGAUGGUCUCCUACACUCCUGUGAUUCUGGACCCAAACUCUGCUGAAACACAUCUCAUCCUGUCUGAAGAUCUGAAUAGUGCAAGACUUGGAAAGAGACAGAAGCUUCCUGACAAUCCAGAGAGGAUUGAUUCCCACCACUGUGUCCUGGGCUCUGAGGGCUUUAACUCGGGGACUCACAGCUGGGACUUUGAGGUUAGAAAUGAUCAAUUCUGGGCCCUUGGUGUGGUACGAGAGUCCAUCCGGAGAAAGGGAGAAAUUCUGACUGGAUACUGGGAAAUCUGUCUCCUUAAUGGAAAAUACACAGCAGUCUCACCACCACUUCCACAUAAAGUUCUCUCUGUGAAGAAGAAGCUCCAGAGGGUCAGAGUUCAUCUGGACUUUGACAGAGGAAAACUGUCGUUCUAUGAUCUUGAUACUAACACACACAUACACACCUUCAAGCACACUUUCACUGAGAAACUGCUCCUGUACAUCAGCAACCACAAUGAACUCCCACUGAAGAUAUUACCACUGACAGUCUCUGUAACAGUGAAAUAGCAUACAGUCCCUUGUUUACAUGUUUUAAACACAGUGUAAAUAUCUGUAUAAGAAUGAAUAGAGGAGAAUGUCAGUUGGUCAGAGACAUAAGAACCAUGUUCUUGUGACUUUCUGAGACUUAGCUCUGUCUAAAAAUGUACUGAUAGUGUCAAAUGAAAAUGUUUUUAUGGAUUUUGUUUUUCUUUUUCUUAUUUCUAGGGAGAUGGUGAUGACGAUACUUAUUGUGGAGAUGGUAUGAUUAUGAUAAUGCUCUUCUUACAAUGACAAUAAUAUGUAUCAUAUACACACCUAUGUAUAUAGAUUUAUUGAUCGGGCUCCACUUUAUUGUCUUUUUGGGGGAAGGAAUAUGACUCACUGUGAGGAAUCAUUUUGUUGAAUUUAUUUUAGGCCAGUUGAUCAUUUUAUUAUUUAACUUUAAUAGUUUUAAUUUUUACACUCAGUCAUUGCGUAAGCAGAGGCAUUACUUUAGACUCAGGCUUAAUUUUGAACUGACUAGAUAUUACUGUGCAUGAGAAAACAGAGGAAUUAUUUUAAAUGUAAGCUGUUCAUUAUUGAUUGCUAUCUUUGUAAUUUGAUGCAUUUUUGAGAUUCUUUUCUGCUACUUUUAAAUAUGAUUCUUAAACUAAUAAAGAAUAAAAUCUAAAUGGUGUCAGUUUAAACUGUUUGUAAUGCAGGAUGUUGUCCUGAAGCAAAAACUAAGACGAUCCUGAUGAUCACUAUUUUCACCUCCUGUCUCAGUAAACUGCUGUUUUUAGUGGAAUGACACUCAAACAGAGACAAGACGUGAAUGUGGUCAGUAGAUUAUAUUAUUCUCUUUUAAAAAAGACUUCAUCACAAGAAUCAACUUCAUUCAUUCAGACACAGUCAAAGUCUUUACAUGUUCAGUAUCCUAAACACUGUCUAUCACUAACUGCAUAACAACCAUAGAACCACUGCAUUGUGUUCAGAGAUCAGUGUUCAGACUGACAGCUGCAGCAAGUUAAACAUAGAAGAUACAUCAGUACUAACAUCUGUGCAUCUGCGCUGAGAAAAACAUGGAUGCCUGUAAUGAUGAGCUCCACAGGCCUUUAACUGUUAAGGUUGAACAGUUAAUUUAACCCUGUCACUCAUCUAGUGAUCUAACGUCGUCUCUGAUGAACAUUAAAAAUGAUUUGUUUCUAUAACAAGGAUGACACGAAUCCAAGAGGUGAGUGAGAAGAGUGAAAUCUGUUUCUAACUAAUCUGUCAGUCGGUCCAACACUUCGGUGAGGAGUGAGAUAUCUCAGCAACUACUGGAAGGACUGCCAUGAAAUUUGGUUCAGACAUUCAUGGUACCCAGAGGAUAAAUCCUAAUGACUCGUCCUCUAGUGUCACCACCAAAGUUUUAACUUGUCCAACAUUUAGCUCAUGACGUGAUCCCUCUAAAAGUAAAGAGGUUUGAAUUCUAAACAGCCUCAGCUGGAGAUGAAUGCUGAAAACAGCAUGCUAACAUGCUAGGUGUUUGCAUGUUCCUUCACUUUUUUAAUGAUGACCUUCAGCCACAAAAGGGUAGCACAAGGUUCAGGAGUUCUACCCUCCAAGAACACGAUGCCUUGUUAGCUCACCGAACGACACACCUGGCUGUUGACAAAUAAUCUAAACAGAACAUCCAUCAGCAGCUGUAGCGGUUAGAAUUAGUAACAUGUACACAAAACAUGAUAAUAUU
This is a messenger RNA of Lates calcarifer (barramundi perch), 4325 nucleotides long. Its product is annotated as nuclear factor 7, ovary-like. Lineage: Eukaryota; Metazoa; Chordata; Actinopteri; Centropomidae. The record is from RefSeq and is a predicted model, not a curated record. Bases 1247 to 2641 code for a protein of 464 amino acids. Gene Ontology annotation, molecular function: protein binding; zinc ion binding. The transcript has a single exon.